Brassica rapa (field mustard) is the source of this 1396-nucleotide messenger RNA. RefSeq names its product dirigent protein 6. Lineage: Eukaryota; Viridiplantae; Streptophyta; Magnoliopsida; Brassicales; Brassicaceae. The record is from RefSeq and is a predicted model, not a curated record.
CAUAAUUGUUUAAUAAACCGCUCUCUCCGGGACUUGAAACUUGGAUUUCCUGUAAUCUGCAAUAAAUUGCAUAGUCUGGGAUUUGAACCCCAGACCUGGGUGUAGAAGCUUUUAAACCUUAACCAAUAGUAGCAACCUUAGAAGCAAAGCUAGAACGUGGUUUGUUUUUUUAUUGUACAAGUUACCUAAUUGUUAUCCAUAUGCACCCGCCCAUGAGUGAUGGGCGCUUGUAAUUUCAAGGCAAUUUUCGCAUAACAGUUUCCUUUAUGUUAAUUUAGGUUUAUUUGUUAUACUCAACUUGCUGUUUAAUCAGCCUUCGACUUUAUGCUUUUAGGUUGGACCCAACAUUGAUCACCAAACGGUUUGAUAGUAUUAAAUCAUUAAAACUUUCAAGAAAGUGAAAUUAACUGGUUGCCACCAACCACGCUUUGGUCCGUUGCACAUGAUCUUAAAACCUUAUUUUCACGCUAAUUUGGAUUUUUAAGUAUAAAUUGACAAAACAUCAACAACCCAUUUAGAAGUCCCCCUAAACUUUUAAAAUUCUUUCAUUUAUAUAAAUAAAUUCUCGUGAUUAAAUUAAGUGAAUAAUACUUCUAUAUUAAUGGGCUUUAAGUGAUCUUCAUUACAAACAACUCACUAGUCGUCUCUAGCUAAUCAUGGCAUCUAUUGUAGAGAAACAACUUUUCAAAUCACUCUUCUCAUUCUUCCUUCUAGUUCUACUCUUCGAUACCGUUUAUUCGUCCCGAAAAACAUUGGAUCAGAAGAAACCAUGCAAACAUUUCUCCUUCUACUUCCAUGAUAUCCUCUAUGAUGGCGACAAUGUAGCAAACGCAACGUCAGCCGCUAUCGUGAGCCCUCCUGGAUUAGGAAACUUUAAGUUCGGUAAGUUUGUGAUCUUUGACGGCCCCAUAACAAUGGACAAGAACUAUCUAUCAGAACCCCUGGCUCGUGCACAAGGCUUCUAUUUCUAUGACAUGAAGACGGACUACAAUGCGUGGUUUUGCUAUACCUUGGUGUUUAACUCGACUGAACACAAAGGUACACUGAACAUAAUGGGUGCGGAUUUGAUGAUGGAGCCGACAAGAGAUCUAUCGGUCGUCGGUGGGACUGGUGAUUUCUUCAUGGCUCGUGGGAUUGCUACCUUCGUGACGGAUAUAUUUCAAGGGGCUAAGUAUUUCCGUGUUAAGAUGGAUAUUAAACUCUAUGAGUGUUACUAAGUGAUUUAUGUGUAUUUUAAUUUUUGCAAUUUGUGUUGACACAGAUAAAAAUGUGUGACUAAUAAUAAGUGAUUUUGUUUUGUUUUGUUUGUUUUAAUAUGUGUUUUGUUUGUUUUUUAUUCAUUAUUCAUGUUGCCCCAACUGUUAGAAGCCCUAAUGAAAAAAAACAAUUGGUCGAA